CGUUCCCCCUUGGAAGCCCCUCCAUGAACGAGUAUGCUACUGGUUCCCGUGGCCGCCCUGGAGCUACGGCCAGCUGCAAACCUCAAUGAGCUUGCACUGAACACGACCGAAUAUUACGCCGCCGACUUUCCUUACGCGGUUCUGGAUGUUGCUCUGUCUAGCGUUCUCUUUGGGGUGUUGACGUCGCUAGUCUUUGUCGCGCUGAUCUUCCUGACCCAGAGAGGACUAGCACAUACGGCUGUGAGGAUCCUCCUCCCUAGCACGCUGCUGCUAUAUGGGUCGACGGCACUCUAUAUGGCUGGGCUGGCGAGCUACGUUGUCAGCGUCAACCGUCUGGUCACCAAGGCCCAGCGCAAUCUCUUCUCCGACUCUUUCAGCGACGCAGACAUCAGCGCGUUCCGGGACGACAUACUCAAGCAAUCAUGGAUGAUGACAGCAGCUCUCGGCAUGAAUAUCCUGAUCGGCGAUAGCAUUGUCUGGUGGCGUGCCUGCGUGCUGUGGAAAAACAGGGUCGUGUACUGCGUUGGUCCGCUCCUGAUCAUGCUCGUAUUCGCUUUUGGAGUCAAGGCGCUAUCCGGUGUAGAGACCUGCACGAGUCCCUGCCGACAGCCGGAAAUGCUUUUGCCGAACGGUGCUUUCACCGACGUGUGCGCCAUCCUAUCGCUCGCCGUCAACGCUAUCGCAACGAUCCUGAUUGGGCAUAAGGCAUGGGUAUACCGACGCGUUCUGCGAGGACAACUUGGCCGCGGUCGCAGCAAGAUGCGCGCGAUGAAGGCGCUCGCGCUCCUCGUGGAAUCGGGUAUGAUAUACUGUAUUCUUUUGAUCAUUGUCGUCAUAUACGAAGCGAGCUCGGCGUUUUUCGUCUCGCCCGACGUGCAUCAGAACGGCUUCCUCGACACAGUCGCGUACUAUACGUACGCGUGUUUCAUCCCUGUCAUAGCCAUCUAUCCAGUGCUCAUCAUCGUCAUUGUCGCGCUCAACUGGUCGCCCAUUGAACACAGCAUGACACAAGUCAACAUGACCGGUCAUGGAGCUCCCGGCUCUCCUCAUGACGCUCGCGAUCACGAGGGUUUCACGAUGAGCACUGUGGUCAUGACAGAUACCCUACACUCUCAAUAUACCCAGGACGAUGUGAUCGAGGAUCCUCGACAGAAGGAUAUAGAAGCGGCUAGGUCGUAGCCUCAGUCUGCGGGCCGUUCGAGGCAGAAUGAGUUGAGAUGACGGGCUGCGACCGCUGGGUCCGCUAUCACAGCUGCGCAAGGAGCUCGAUCUGUGCGUGGACACCAUAUGGCUGGCUGCGAUGCGCCGCUUGGCCCUCUGGUCCUGGAACGUGUAAUCACCCACGUAAUCUCUCGACCAGCGGCACCAUCGUACGAGUACGAUCAGUGAUCUUUCCUUCCGCCGAGUUCAACGGUCAUUUCACCGCUACGUAUGUCUGCACUGCUCCAUGUACUCUAUAUGACCGUUCGCGGCCGCGAACGCUGAUGACUAGUAGAUGUUGUUUGUUCACUAGCUGCUUACGGGGCUGCUGCAUUGCCGCGCACUUGACUGGUAUUGACAUCCCAUUGUUCAGCUGCAUGCUUUGGUAGCAACCUCAAUCAGAACAGACCCAGACCCUCAACAUGAUGGCACCCUUCCCGCGCGCUGUUUUGUCUACCUAAGACUCAGUAGAGCUCUAAAAUUCUAAGAUC
Dichomitus squalens LYAD-421 SS1 is the source of this 1691-nucleotide messenger RNA. RefSeq lists its product as uncharacterized. NCBI's taxonomy places the organism in Eukaryota, Fungi, Basidiomycota, Agaricomycetes, Polyporales, Polyporaceae. The record is from RefSeq and is a predicted model, not a curated record. Bases 34 to 1179 code for a protein of 381 amino acids. The transcript has 8 exons.